AUGUUGAACGCUCGCCUAUUUAUCUUCGGGCUAUCCUUGUUUAUAUUGCAAACGGAGUCGCUGAACUACGAGAAAUGUAAAAUACCACCACCGGAGAGGCACUGCAUUAUCGAGUCUGUUGUGGAACACCGAUGGCCUCAUACUAAACGAUAUUUCUUCAACUGGGACUCGCAAAAGUGCAUCCUGAUAAGAUGGGCGAACCACUGCGAGCUGCCACCUCCGGACGUCAACAACUUUGGCAGCGAACUCAUCUGCAGAGACGUCUGUAGUGGCUGGGCG
Messenger RNA from Iphiclides podalirius (scarce swallowtail), 279 nucleotides. The record is from the annotation of a GenBank genome assembly. NCBI's taxonomy places the organism in Eukaryota, Metazoa, Arthropoda, Insecta, Lepidoptera, Papilionidae.